Molecule: messenger RNA, 4310 nt
Organism: Gopherus evgoodei (Goodes thornscrub tortoise)
Lineage: Eukaryota; Metazoa; Chordata; Testudines; Testudinidae
Gene: TMEM33
Product: transmembrane protein 33
Exons: 8
Coding region: 122-877 (251 amino acids)
Biological process (GO): endoplasmic reticulum tubular network organization; membrane organization
Cellular component (GO): membrane; endoplasmic reticulum
Source: RefSeq, a predicted model, not a curated record
CCCGGAAUUGACUCUCUGCUGCAGCCGGGUCGGGGCCGCCUCGCCUGUCAGGUUGUCGCCCCCGUUGCUGCCGGGUGUUUUCGGUGUCGGGUCAGCCUGAGCGUGUCCCGAGCGGCCGGCCAUGGCGGAUACAGCGCAGAACGGGCCCAUGCAGGGUGGCGCCGGCGGCGGAGCGGUGCAAUUUCUGAUGACUAAUAAGUUGGACACAGCAAUGUGGCUUUCCCGAUUGUUCACAGUCUACUGUUCAGCUUUAUUUGUUCUGCCCCUUCUAGGGUUGCAUGAAGCAGCUAGCUUUUAUCAACGUGCCUUGCUAGCAAAUGCGCUUACCAGUGCUCUUCGACUACACCAAAGGUUACCACAUUUCCAGCUAAGCAGGGCAUUCCUGGCCCAGGCUUUGUUGGAGGACAGCUGCCACUACCUUUUGUAUUCUCUCAUCUUCGUUAAUUCUUAUCCUGUUACAAUGAGUAUUUUCCCGGUUCUGCUGUUCUCGUUGCUUCAUGCUGCCACAUAUACAAAGAAAGUUAUUGAUGCAAGAGGUUUGAAUAGUCUGCCUUUCCUGAGAAGUCUUUUAGAGAAACUAAAUGCUAAUCAACAAAAUAUUCUAAAAUUUAUUGCUUGCAAUGAAAUUUUCCUGAUGCCAGCUACAGUUUUUAUGCUUCUUAGUGGCCAAGGGAGUUUGCUUCAGCCUUUCAUUUACUAUAGAUUUCUUACACUGCGUUAUUCCUCCCGUAGAAAUCCAUAUUGCCGGACUCUUUUCACAGAGCUGAGGAUCGUUGUUGAACACCUAAUAAUGAAGCCUUCAUGCCCUCUUUUUGUAAGAAGACUGUGCCUCAAUAGCAUUUCCUUUAUAAGCAGACUGGCACCAACAGUUGCAUAAUUAACUUUCAGAAAUGUGUGUAUGUAUAUAUUGUGAACAUUAUGAGCUGCUGGCAUUUCUGCUAAUGGUUAUAAAUUCCAGUUUUUACACUGAUCUCACUCGUUUGUAUAAAAUUGUCUAUACAUUUCCCUCUGAUAUAUUCAGUGCAUUGUCUCACAAAUAAGUCCUAAGUUUCCAAGACAAUAUUACUAUGCUGUAUUGCUAAUUGGUGAAAGUAUCUGUUUGCGUCUUAGCCAAAAUUAUUUUAAGGAAAAAAUACUCAGUCAUACAGAAUGUUAAACAAACAAAAAAACAUUAACAGAGAAUUGUACCUGGUUUUCCCCCAUAAAAUAGACCUACUGAAAGCAGAGAGAUAUAUUUAAGAAUUUUAGUCAAUCCUAGCUGUAUGCAUAGCUACUAUAAGAUGUUACCACAGCAUAACUUGUAGUCUGUUACAGAUAGCAAUUGGCAUAUGGACAUAUGCAGUACAUUUUGGACAGUAUUCUUUUCCACACUCCAAAUAUACCCAGUACACAUAAUUUGUUUAAAUUCACGUAGUCAGUUCAUGAAUGCAAACAUGGCCCAUUUAGGAUGUAAUCAAAUGGAUUAAAAAUCUCAUGAACUGUGGUGGUUGAUGUGACAGUUUUUUUGGAGGCGAGUCUGUUUUUUAAUGUCAUUUAAAAGUGAACACACCAAUAAAUCACCUAAUGCCCUCAUACUUUCACAUCCUGCAUUUGGGAGAAGUCUUAAAAUGUGACCAUAUCAAACUCUCUGAACAGUGGGCUUGUGUUUCUAUAUGAUGAAUAUCUUUGUUACUAUAGUGAAGUCACUGACCAGUGGGCUUCUGUAUAAAAUGAAGCUGCAGUGUUUAAACUCUUACCCACCUCAAGUCAUUGUGUAAUGUAAUAGUGCAAAAAAUUAUUGCAAAUACAAGUGCUUUUGUGCCUAAAUAAGACUGCAGCAAUUUAGGCAUUGCUACUUUUUAGAAAAUAUAAAUUGUAAAAUCUGUAGCUAGUCCUAUAGGAAUUCUUUCCCCAGUUACUAAGAACCUCACUGACAUGGAGAACUUACGUAAAAGAUUGCACCUGGUCAGACAUCUGUUGAAACAAAUUACUGUAGAGAAAAUUUGGCAUAAGUCAAUCUGUUCCUAUAAUCGCACUACUAAACAUCUUGACUUCAGAAAUGCAUGUGAACUUGAGUGCUGAUUACACAUUCAUCCAGCAUACCUCAUUAUUGUAAAGGUAUUCAUUUUUUUUGGGAAUUACAUUUUGUCUGAAUUUAGCCUGUUUCCUUAAAAUUUGGGUAAGAUGUUUGGGCGAGUAGGCACAGUAUACAGUUGAUACUUCAGUUGCAUAGAAGUUAAAUUUUAUUCAUUGAGCUUCUUUAUAAUUCAGUGUCCUUUACUACUGCAUGAUCAGAUCAGACCUUAUACUAAAUAUUUGGAAAACUCUUGCUCCUUUAAGUCAAAAUAUUUCCUUGUAAUUAUCUCAUUUCCUUAUGUAUGUUGCAGAUGUAAUUUAGACUUUUCAGUCAUUAGUUUCUGUUAGGAGCCAUGCAUUGUACAUUUUUGCUCAACCUCCAGGUACUGACAAAAAUGAUGUGAAUAAUUUUACUUGAUUGCUCUGACCUUGGCUUUUUGAGCAUAAUUAGCUAUUUAUGGAACUGUGCAGAAGCAACUGCAUGCUAUACUCUGGUACAGCUGCUCAGAUCUGCAACCAGCCUCAAUGUCUGUGUCCUGUGAUCUGAGUGUUUUUAUAAAACUAAAAUUUCUACAGCAAUAAAAUGAAUAUUAGAAAAGAGUUUGCUAGUAGUUGGCUUUUCUAGUUUAUUUCCUCUUUGUAAAGUAACUGCAAUAUUCUGAGAUGAGUCCUGAAGUUGAGCAGAGAGUGCAAUUUUGGUGCGUGUGUUUUUCUCUGCCUAGUCCCAUUACCACACCUGAAUCUAACCUAAAUGCUACACAGAUCAGAGCCCUGACACAUUCUUACAUCCACCUUUUAUUUUGGAUCCACCUUUUUACUUAUCCUAAGAAAGCAAGAUUUUAAAGGUUAGCACUGGUGUUCACAACCCUGGAGGGCAGCAUUCAAGAAAAAUGUUAGUUUUUCUUUUAAAUUUAAAUUGUGGUACUUAAGCAUCACAUCUUUUAGACCCAAAACCUUGUAACCAAAAGAACAGAAAUGUAAAUGUAAAUCUGCUCUUGAGCCUACCUAUCUUUGUAUGGCAGCAUGCUGUGUCUAGGAUGUUGAAUGUCCUUGUUGGAAAAUUAACAUGUUUAUCAUUCUUAAAUGCCAUGCACAUACGUGAGGCAUGAUUUAUCUCAUUUAGACCACUAAUUUAAGAGAAAUAACUCCUGAUAUACACUUGAGUAAGUGAAAGGUGCAUAAAGACCUUUGCAGUGGUCGUGUAGCUGCAUUGGUCCCAGAAUACAGGAUGCAAGGUAGGUGAGGUAAUAUCUUUUAUGGGACCAUCUUCUAUUGGUGGAAUCAUAGAAUAUCAGAAAGGGACCUCAGGUCAUCUAGUCCAACCCCCUGUUCAAAGUAGGACCAAUCCUCAGUUUUGCCCCCGAUCUCUAAGUGGGUCCUCUCAAAGACUGAGCUCACAAUCCUGGUUUUAGUAGGCUAAUGCUCAAACCACUGAGCUAUCCCUCCCCCAUGGCUGUAAGCUUUUUUUAGAUCCUUGGCAUUUAAUUUGCAUAAGUUCAUUGAAACCUUCAUCUCACACUGUUUUUCUGUUGUCAGAUUCUGAACCAGCUAGGGGACCAUCUGCUAGUGACAUUGUGCCUGAUUCACCACUUCAUUUUUACAUGGGUGUGACUUACUUGAUUUCAGUGGAGUUAUGCUGAUGUAAAACUGGAGUAAAACAGGACAAUUAGGCCUGUUUAUUACAGCACCUGUACCAUACUCUGAACACGUGGGAGAGUAGCUGGGUAAAUAAGUGAGUAAGUCUGCUAUGAAUAGAGAACUUGAAGCAGAUGAAAUGGCUAGAAAGAGCAGAACUAGCAGGCCCGAGGAAGGUAUGAUUCUUUCUUUUAACUGGGUUGGUUUGGUUUUACUUAACUUGUUGGGGUUUCUUUGGUUAUGAGAAAACUAUGAGAAACUGAUUACGAAACUUUCCAUACCUAGGAUUUAGUUUGACUAAUACCCCAGGCUUUGUAGAAGGUUUCCUAAUUACUCUGUCCACAGUAUUACCCAGAUUUAGCAUAUAGCACAGAGAGAUGACUGGACAAAACGGCAAAUAUAGUUCUGUGCUUAGCUUGAACAACCUAGCUCGUCAAUGCUUUGCAAUACUCACAGGACAGCCAAGUUGUGGGAAUAGUUUUGACCCCUCAUUUUGCUUGCAAACUACAAGCCAACACUUUCCAGCAAGCGUUCUUGAUCCUUUGUCAAUCCUCAAUACCUAUUAUCUGAUGAACUCAGUGUUUUCCCAUCAUCACAAAAACAAGGUUGGAAAUUUUUGU